UGUCAGGGCUGACAGCACACACGGCCUGGGAGCCUAGAGAAGGGUUGCUGAUCACCCGCCACCCGGGGUCGGGGCCCCGCACCAUCCGGGGGCGAGCUCCCGGGAAGGGGCUCCCCCUCUACACCCACCCCCCAACCUCUGACAUCGCCGGCCGAACGAGAGCUGCCGCUUCCUUCCCGGCCCCGCUGCACCUCCCCGGGGAGCCGUGGGCGGGCGUGGACGGCACCGACGUGGAACGCGUUCUGUAGCCCAGACGGGCGGCCCCGGCGGCUUCGGUUGUGGGGACACGCCCAGCUGAAGAAGCGGUCAGGGUGGACGAAGCAGGAGCCGCGGGGCUCGGAGGAUCCCAGUCCGAGUGCAGCAGAUCCUGGGGAGACGAGAGCCUCGGAAGCCGCCAGCCCCAGAAGAUGCCUGCCUUCAACAGAUUGUUUCCCCUGGUUUCUCUCGUGCUUAUCUACUGGGCCAGUGUCUGCUUCCCCGUGUGUGUGGAAGUGCCCUCGGAGACGGAGGCUGUGCAGGGCAACCCCAUGAAGCUGCGCUGCAUCUCCUGCAUGAAGAGAGAGGAGGUGGAGGCCACCACGGUGGUGGAAUGGUUCUACAGGCCCGAGGGCGGUAAAGAUUUCCUUAUCUACGAGUAUCGGAAUGGCCAUCAGGAGGUGGAGAGCCCCUUUCAGGGGCGCCUGCAGUGGAAUGGCAGCAAGGACCUGCAGGACGUGUCCAUCACUGUGCUCAACGUCACUCUGAACGACUCUGGCCUCUACACCUGCAAUGUGUCCCGGGAGUUUGAGUUUGAGGCGCAUCGGCCCUUUGUGAAGACAACGCGGCUGAUCCCCCUAAGAGUCACCGAGGAGGCCGGAGAGGACUUCACCUCUGUGGUCUCAGAAAUCAUGAUGUACAUCCUUCUGGUCUUCCUCACUUUGUGGCUGCUCAUUGAGAUGAUAUAUUGCUACAGAAAGGUCUCAAAAGCCGAAGAGGCAGCCCAAGAAAACGCGUCUGACUACCUUGCCAUCCCAUCUGAGAACAAGGAGAACUCUGCAGUACCAGUGGAGGAAUAGAACAGGAGCAGUGUGACAUGAGGUGGCCUGAACACCUGAGGGACUGGACAUCCCAUGUUCAGCAAUGUCAAUGGCAUCAGGAGGGUGCCCCAAGGGCCCCAUUGCAUCCCUUCAUGCAUCCAUCCUUCUAUUCAUUCAUCCAUACAUCCACCUGCCUCUGAGCUUUCACCUCUGACUUCCUAACUCCAUCAGACCUCUACGUACCAUAAGACUCUGCCAGAACCGAGAAGCCAACAUUUCUACAUAGACUCAACCUCACCCUGUCCUAGUUUUCGAACAAGACACUCCAAAGCCAACUGGAUUUCUCCCCUGUGCUCCAAAUGACUUUGUACAAGUGCUGGAGUUAGCACCUCCCUCUGCCCUUAACUGGCUGGAACUGGUUCAUUCUCCAUUACUGCAAGAGAAUGGAUGUCUUAAUAGAAGGAAGCAGGAGUGAUUAGUUCGGGUUACAGCAAAAGUGUGUCAUGAACUUGGAUUCCUUGAAGUCAGUUUUGUCAAGUUCAUGGCCCACUUUGCUACAGCAUCAGAGUGAAACAUGCCUGUCUAGGUUCUCCCAUGACAGAAAGAUCCUGAAGCAUGGACUAACGUGCUCUCUGGAGCUUAAUUCUCCUGAGCUAGAUCCUGAUGGGUCUCUAAGCUACCCUCCAAGAAGACAAGGACAGGAGACUUGGGAAGGACCAAUGGCCAGCUAACCCUCAGAGCCAGCAAUGCUCUGUGCUUCCUCCCUGUGUCACCGCUUGGCAAGAGCUGCCUCUGCUCAGCAGUGUGUGUGAUGGAGAGGGAGGCCGCUGAAGGCCAAGUGCUUGCAGGCUUGUGAACCGCCAUCCAACACAAUCCACACCCUCUUAGUCUUCCAACCACCUAAGCCCUCAACAACAUAAUGCCUGUAUGUGCUAUUUUUCAGUAAACUCCUUGUUCAUGUCAAUAAAGUAUCCCUAAAAACCAC
Messenger RNA from Mandrillus leucophaeus (drill), 2001 nucleotides. It is a transcript of the gene SCN3B, whose product is annotated as sodium channel, voltage gated, type III beta subunit. NCBI's taxonomy places the organism in Eukaryota, Metazoa, Chordata, Mammalia, Primates, Cercopithecidae. Gene Ontology annotation, biological process: ventricular cardiac muscle cell action potential; regulation of heart rate by cardiac conduction; sodium ion transport. The transcript has 9 exons. Gene Ontology annotation, molecular function: sodium channel regulator activity. Bases 408 to 1055 code for a protein of 215 amino acids. Gene Ontology annotation, cellular component: voltage-gated sodium channel complex. The record is from RefSeq and is a predicted model, not a curated record.